AUGGGAUUUUUGUCUAGUAUAAUCACUGAAGUAAAAGAAAAUCCAAACUUAUCAUCUUACAAAACAACAUUAAAUGAAGCAGUAAAUGAAUUAAACAAAAAUCUUAAUAAAGGCAAAAAAGGUUUGGAGGCUGUGAUUGGCCCGGUCAAGGAGGGAAUUAAGGGGUGGUUGGGGGAGGUGGAAAAGAAAAAUAAUGAUGUAACGAAAUAUAUCGAUGUUUUAAAAAAUGACACGACUAAUGCUGCAACCGGUAUCGAAAAAUGGAAAAAUCAAGAUUUUGAUGAAGCCUCCAAAAAACAUGGUGAGUUGCACAAUUGGAUCAAAUCCAUCAAAGAAUUAUCCAACCAACCGUAUUAUGCCAUUCAUGCGGUCGAAUACGUCGAUGAAAAACUCAGAAACAAUUUACUUCCGCAUAUCAAUUUACUGAAUAACGCUAUUGACACUUUCAAGCAGAAUACGGUUGAGGAUUACGAUGGACUUCGCACGGUGUGCGAAAAGGUGGCUGCAAAAAGCAAUGAAAUUAUUGAUCAAGCAAACUUAGUCACGAAGACGGCAGAGAAGAAAAUUGAAUUGAUGACUAGUCAGCUGGAUAAUACGAUCACUGCACUUGAUGAGCAUGUUCAGAAAGCUGUGGAAGGUCUAGAAAACGCUACUCACGAACUAAACAAAUGGUCUGAAAAUCAAACGGAUUCUUCUCUUCAUAAAGCUCUUAAGCAAUGUGCCGAAGUUGUCAAGGAGCUCGAUUAUAAGGAAAACAAGAAUACGUUUUAUAUUCAACUUGCUGCCAUUGACGCUGCGAAAGACGUUGUUGCUGAGGUGCAGGGAACAUUGAGCAGCGUUAACAACCGCCUGAUGAUUUGGAUCACAAAGGCGGCAUUUUUGGUCAGCCAGUCCUUGCGUUUUGUUGCUACGAUUCUGGAUGAAUUGAAUGGAGAGGACGGUUCACAUAAUUACGUCAAACAGAUUAAGGACGCUGCGGGAAAACUAUAUAAGGAUGCAUUGAAGUUGAACGGUGCUAUGCGUGCGGCGCAUAAACAUAUCAGUGAAAAGGUCCGUGCAGCUUUGGAGGCAUUUGGUGAAGUGGAUAAGGCUGUCAGAAAGGAUUUAGCGCAGUUUAGGGAUCUUAUUAAAGCUGAGGUUGGAGUAUAUUUCGCUCAAUUAGGAGCCGUGGAAUAUGGUGUGGUUAAGCAGAGCGGUGAUGUAAGUCAGCUGGAUCAAAAAGUUGGAGCAAAGUUCAGAGAAUGGCUUCGACAAGCAUCAUCAACCUCAACAGUCAUUACUCAUACGAAAAUCCAAACUGAUCUGAGGUACCUCAAGAAGUCUUACAACGUCAAUGCUAAAUCAUCAACGCUAGAGGAGAUUUCCGCUUUCGCUGCCAUGGGGGAGGACGCCAAGGCGCAGAUUGAAAAAGAUUACGGCAGCGACAUAAAAGAUGUACCGAACCCUGAACAAAGAAUGGCGUCGUACAAUGCACAUGAUGGAAAGCAGAAGGUCACCAACGCUUUGGCUGCGAUUAAGAGUGAUACUAAUGGUCUGCUGAAGAUUGAAGAAGUGAAAGACGGAGAAGGAACCCGAAUAGACAUAUUGUCGCUACGUGCAUUGCAUCAACAAACAGAAACCUCUGUGAAGAACCUAACAGCUCUUAUACGAAAGUACGCCGGUGACGAAUCUCUAAAAAACGAUGGUGUCCAGCAAUACCUGACGAAAUGUAGAGAGUUAAUUGUCAAACAUGAGGACACUAUUGAAGUUGAAGGAGUACGUAUACCUGGGCUUCAAAAAAUAAAACAGGAUAUAAGCGGCCAACAAUCCCUUUUGUCUAAAUUAAUACAACCGGUAGGUGCGGCCGUCGAAGCAAUUAAGAUGAGUAUUACGAAAGCAUCCAAAAUAGUUGAUGACGCUACACGGUCCGAAACUAUAAAAGGCUAUAUAACGCAGCUACAAAGUGAGAUGCGGGAGUUAAAAAAAUCUCUAAAUUCGUUAAAUGCGGGAGAGCUGACAAAAGAGAUGCAAGCGGUACGUGCCGAAUUCGUCAAAACACAAGAUAAAAUAAUUCUCUACAUUAAACUUGUCUCUGAACAGUCGAAAUCACUUGCAAUAGAAGCUGCCAUUGACAUCAAGAAAUCCGCCCUCUCCCAGUUCGCCACGUCCAAGGCCGCCGUGCUCCAGAAGCUGAAGCAGUUGGUUGAGAAGGAGAAGGGAGAGAUUGAGAGGAUUAUUGAAGAGGAUUUGGAAAGCGGAUUGAAGGGGAUGAUGAAGAAAAUGAAAGAGAAAGAGAGUACGCUUGAAGCAAUUGAACAGCUUGUAACUGUGAGAGCUCCACCACCCCCGACAGUUAAGAGCGAUGGCACAAAACUGCGAGAAAUGUCUGGGCAUUUCAAAUCGUAUUACGACGCAGUGCACAAUCAUAUUAAGACACAAGUUGAAGAUCCUCCCAACCAGCCAACCAAAACAGUAACCAACUCCCCACCCACCGACCAACCCACCGACCCAGCCACGCAGCUAACCAAAAUCAAAACUAACUUCGACAAAUUACUUGGACAUUUAAUUGAUGCAAAACAGUCUAAAAAGUAUAAUUACGAUAAAACUUUCGUUGAUUUACUUAAUUCCCUCAAAAACGCCACUAACGAUUUAUCCCCCUCCGCCUUCGCCAACCCCCGGCACCCGGAGCUGCUCGAUGCGCUCAAAAAGGGGCUGGAGGGGUUUGUCGGCGAGAUGGAGCGGGUGUAUGUGAACGGGUAUGAUGGAGGUUCUGAGAACGUUUUAUUGGUAUAUGCAAACACCGAAAAUGUUACAGAAGAAGGAAAAAAUUGCGCCAAAAUAUUUUUGACGGUAUUGGAGACACUGUAUAAUGAUAUGCUGAAAUUAAAAAAAACGUGUGAUGAUUCUAAUAAUAAGCAAAAGCAGAUAAAUCUGCAACAUGGAAAUAAUCUUGGAGUAUUUUUCAAUAUGCGAGGCUACAAAGUGAGUGCGGAUAUAACGAAGCAGGAUGGUCAGCUGAGGAAUAAGCCGGAGUGCACGGGAGCGCAAGUCAGUGAUUUAUGUCACAAUGAAAUUACAAGCGCGGCGGAGGGAACCAAAGAGUUAAUGCAGAAAUUCAAACUCCUUACAGACAAGGGUGCCGUGAAACUUAUCAAUUUACUUGCUUGCCUAAACCACCAUAUGUCCUACCUUAAGGAACUCUUCCCCAAACCUAAAGCAGAUGAAGACAAGCCGUAUGAAGCUAUAUCCGAUACAUCACUUAGCCUGGAAGGAACUUCGAGUCUUACAGCAAAAAUACUGAAAGACAGGCUUGGGACGGUUUGUGUAUAUUCCCAUGAUACACUUAUGGCCAUCCUCGGUCACGGCCAUUCCAAAGGCCGAUAUGCCUGUGAAUUCUAUAUUAACGCCGAUAAUUUAAAUUAUCCUAGUAAUCCAGCUGCGUGCUUUGACAUGCUUGUGGAUAUAUUGAAUAGGGUGUAUCACCAAUUUCGAUUCUUGUAUAGUCAGUGUCAAAACGGACCGGAAGCCGGAGGUUGGGGUGACUGUCAUUACGGUCAACACGUCGGUGGAUCGUCGUGGACCUGUAAUGAAAAGCAGUGUGCCAUCCAAUUAUGUCCCCAGCUGGCUGAUCAAAAGGCCAAGCAAACGGCUGACCAAAACGAUGACCAAAAGUGCAGCCAACACCCUGUGUGCGGUGUCAAGUCUCCCCUCCAAGCAUACCUCGAAGACGGCCUACAAGGUUUCCUCCCUCAUCACCUUACUAAGCCGUGUCUAACUCCCAUGGGUUUCGCUGACAUCGGAAUUGCGGCGUCGCAUACGAAAAAAGGUAAGUACAUAAAGCAGGCCCUUUCCGGUUUCUGCGCUUACAAAUCACCCCUCACUCAACUGUGCGCUCAGCUAAACUGUCUCCUGCGGCGAUCACCGCAGACACUUGGUGAAAUGUUCUCUUUCUACCAUAAAUUCCUUAUGAACUGGAACAAUGUGGGUAAGGAGCAUAAGAAGCAGGCAUUUGAAUCGGCAGUAAAAGAAGCCAACUUCGGAAACAUAGAAACAACGUUGGAUGUUGUUUGCAUACAGAUGAGCAAGAAGCACGACAGUCACAGUACUGGUAUACGCAAGCAACCCAAAGGUGAAUUAUUCAGUCUUAUAUCCUGUGAGGAUGACACAAAACCAGGCUUACCCUGCGGUCCAUACUUACAAUCAAUCAGCGACGAUAUAACAACGGUCUUCUCUAAGAAAAACGCUCGCAACUAUUUGUCGUGGGUUGUGUACAUGACCGAAACCUUUUAUGAUCUUCUAGCACAGUUGUAUAAACAGUGCUGCAAUCAGUGUAAUAAGAAGGGUAGCAGAUGCUACGACAAGGGCUGUGACAAAGACUGUCAGGUUCGAUUCAGCUAUGGAUAUGAGGUGUCCAAUGAGCGAGGUUUACCGCAAGGCUUUGAUACUAUUAAACACAGAACCUCCUGCAAUUCCAUAGUUCAGUGCCGCAGUACUCAUGCGCUUAUAUACGCUUGCGGGUUUACGUUCGGCAGCCCAUAUGCAUUACGUGGCGUAAAUGAUAGGAAGUUGAAACGUACAUGUGAA
Babesia bigemina is the source of this 4563-nucleotide messenger RNA. Lineage: Eukaryota; Apicomplexa; Aconoidasida; Piroplasmida; Babesiidae. The record is from the annotation of a RefSeq genome assembly.